Cornus florida is the source of this 1614-nucleotide messenger RNA. RefSeq names its product tubulin beta-2 chain. Gene Ontology annotation, biological process: mitotic cell cycle; microtubule cytoskeleton organization. The record is from RefSeq and is a predicted model, not a curated record. The transcript is spliced from 3 exons. Bases 110 to 1444 code for a protein of 444 amino acids. NCBI's taxonomy places the organism in Eukaryota, Viridiplantae, Streptophyta, Magnoliopsida, Cornales, Cornaceae. Gene Ontology annotation, cellular component: cytoplasm; microtubule. Gene Ontology annotation, molecular function: structural constituent of cytoskeleton; GTP binding; GTPase activity.
CUAUAAACAACCCAUACACAUAGGUAGGGUUUGCUUAUUUACAUCUCUCUUUGACCCUCUCUUUUCUUUCCUCAAUCUCUCUCUCUCCGCUUCUUUUUCCACCAAGAAAAUGCGUGAAAUUCUUCACAUUCAGGGAGGCCAAUGUGGCAACCAAAUCGGGGCCAAGUUCUGGGAAGUGGUCUGCGCCGAGCACGGCAUAGACGCCACCGGACGGUACCAUGGCGACACUGAUAUUCAGCUAGAGAGGAUCAAUGUCUAUUUCAACGAGGCCAGCGGUGGCCGCUUCGUUCCUCGGGCCGUGCUCAUGGAUCUGGAACCCGGGACUAUGGAUAGUCUCAGAUCUGGGCCUUUUGGUCAGGUUUUCCGUCCAGAUAACUUUGUUUUUGGCCAGUCUGGUGCCGGAAACAAUUGGGCUAAAGGGCACUAUACUGAAGGAGCAGAGUUGAUCGACUCUGUUCUUGAUGUUGUUAGGAAGGAGGCAGAGAAUUGUGAUUGCUUGCAAGGGUUUCAGGUGUGCCAUUCUCUAGGAGGUGGGACGGGGUCUGGAAUGGGGACCCUUUUGAUAUCGAAGAUUAGGGAAGAAUACCCAGAUAGGAUGAUGCUGACUUUCUCUGUGUUUCCAUCACCCAAGGUCUCGGAUACAGUUGUGGAGCCUUACAAUGCCACAUUGUCUGUUCACCAGCUUGUUGAAAAUGCAGAUGAGUGCAUGGUUCUUGACAAUGAGGCCUUAUAUGAUAUUUGCUUUAGGACAUUGAAGCUCACAACCCCAAGCUUUGGUGAUCUAAAUCAUUUAAUAUCUGCAACCAUGUCUGGGGUUACAUGUUGCCUAAGAUUCCCUGGCCAGCUCAACUCUGAUCUUCGCAAACUUGCGGUGAACCUCAUUCCAUUUCCUCGCCUUCACUUCUUCAUGGUGGGUUUUGCUCCUCUCACCUCGCGCGGUUCUCAAUCGUACCAGUCCUUGACAGUCCCCGAGCUCACCCAGCAAAUGUGGGACUCAAAGAACAUGAUGUGUGCAGCUGACCCACGCCAUGGCCGUUAUUUGACAGCAUCGGCUAUGUUCCGUGGAAAGAUGAGCACAAAAGAGGUAGAUGAGCAGAUGCUGAAUGUCCAGAACAAGAACUCUUCCUACUUUGUUGAGUGGAUUCCCAACAAUGUCAAGUCCACUCAAUGCGACAUCCCGCCUACUGGGCUUAAAAUGGCGGCGACAUUCAUUGGCAACUCAACAUCAAUUCAGGAAAUGUUUAGGCGUGUGAGCGAGCAAUUUACGGCUAUGUUUAGGAGGAAGGCGUUCUUGCAUUGGUACACAGGUGAAGGAAUGGAUGAGAUGGAGUUCACAGAGGCUGAGAGCAACAUGAAUGAUCUGGUUUCUGAGUACCAGCAGUAUCAAGAUGCAACAGCUGAUGAAGAGGGAGAGUAUGAGGAUGAAGAGGAAUAUCAGGAGUGAUGCCUGAGCAUAUGCUAAUUUGGAAACUUGCUGUUACUGUGGUUGUAACCUCAACUACCAGUUUAUACAGAUUGUAGGAUUCGAUUGGUCAAUCGAACAACUAUGUUAUUUUACCUUCUAUGACUGAAAUAUGAUUUUCUAUAGUGUUUUCUAUAUUUUUUUUCCCUUAA